ACAUUAAUUUUGAUAAUGACAAUUGCACAUGCAGGAACCUAAAACUAAGAUGUAGGUUAUGGGGCAACAUAUAAGUUGUGAAUGUGAAUCAGAAUGCUCAGACACUAAUAUUUUUCAGAUCAUUAGUCCUUCAGUUGAGUAAUAGGCACAUUUGUAUAAUGUAUAAGAGGGUGUGGCACAUGCAUAUGACAGGUAAAUAAGGGAUUAGAGUGCAGGAGCCUGUGUCCACAUUGUUGAGUCUGAUUAAUCAUUUGUGCUCAAACCAUUGCUCGUCUGAUGUCACUUCAUGAAUCAGUGUUGCAGAUCUAUUCGUAUAUCAUUUUGUGCGCCCAAAUUUAUGCUUAUUUUUGUGCAACUUUGAUGAAUAAGGGCUAUUAUGUGCAUGUGAAUAAUGAUAGCUACUGAACUUGACUACUCAUGUUUCCCCUGUACCAGGAGCGUCUGGUGUUGUCAGUGUUGCCACGGUUCGUGGUUCUGGAGAUGAUUAAUGACAUGAGUAACGUGGAAGAUGAGAAUCUGCAGCAUCAAUUUCACCGCAUCUACAUUCACCGCUAUGAGAACGUCAGUAUACUUUUUGCUGAUGUGAAGGGUUUCACAAACCUGUCCACCACCCUCUCAGCUCAAGAGCUCGUCCGAAUGCUCAACGAGCUCUUUGCCCGCUUUGAUCGUCUCGCACAUGAACACCACUGUUUGAGGAUAAAGAUUCUUGGAGAUUGUUAUUACUGUGUCUCAGGCCUUCCUGAACCCAGACCAGAUCAUGCCCACUGCUGUGUAGAAAUGGGCCUCAGCAUGAUCAAAACUAUCAGGUAUGUGCGUUCAUGUACGAAGCAUGACAUCGACAUGCGUAUUGGUAUUCACUCUGGGUCAGUCUUAUGUGGGGUUCUGGGACUGAGGAAGUGGCAGUUUGAUGUCUGGUCCUGGGAUGUGGAUAUUGCCAAUAAACUUGAGUCCGGAGGCAUACCAGGGCGGAUCCACAUCUCUAAAGCAGCGCUGGAUUGUCUAAAUGGAGACUAUGAAGUUGAGGCAGGCCAUGGAAAGGACCGGAACGAUUUCUUGCGCCGACACAACAUUGAAACUUUCCUGAUCAAGCAGCCUGAGGAAAGCCUCCUCACACUGCCUGAGGACAUCAUGAAGGAGGCCACCAACCAAUCAGAUCACAGAGCGUCCACCACCACAUUUACUGAAGGCACAUGGAGUCCAGAACUACCGUUCCACAAUAUAGUGGGCAAGCAGAAUACGUUGGCUGCUCUCACUCGUCACUCCAUAAACCUGCUCCCCAACCAUCUGGCCCAGGCGCUGCAUGUGCGCGCCGACUCGCAGGAAAUUAACGCGCGCAUGCAGAGCACCGUCGCACUGCGCAGCGGAGACAAACUCCGACGACAACACAUCAUCCCUUUCUCUCUCACGUUUAGAGAAGCCGUCCUGGAGCACAAGUACUCCCAAAUGAGGGAUGAGGUGUUUAAAUCUAACCUGGUAUGUGCCUUUAUUGUGCUCCUCUUCAUCACAGCAAUCCAGAGCCUGCUGCCAUCUGCAAGGAUGCUGACCAUGGCGAUCCAGUUUUCUGUACUCAUCUUGCUGCACUGCUGUCUGGUUGUCGUGACGACGGCAGAAGAUUACAAGUGUCUGCCGUUAGUGUUGCGUAAGGCCUGCUGCUGGGUGAAUGAGACGUACACAGCACGAAACGUUAUCAUCCUCCUGUCCAUCCUCAUCAACUUCCUGGCAGCCAUUAUCAACAUUUUAUGGUGUAAUGUUGAUAAAUCAAUUUGGGAUGUAUUCAGGAACGGCACAUUCGAUGCUUCAGCUUCGAUUCCCGGCUGUCUUUACCCAGAGUAUUUUGUGUUUACGGGCGUGUUGGCCAUGGUGACAUGUGCAGUGUUCCUGCGCUUAAACUCCAUCCUGAAACUGGCCAUCCUGCUCCUAAUGAUCGCCAUCUACUCACUACUGACCGAAGCUUUCUAUCACUCACUGUUCACCCGGUAUGACACCAUCACCAACGAUGGCUUCACCAACCAGAGCGAAUGUUUCCUGGGAACCAAGAGAACAUCUUUACUGCUGAUGGCAAUGUUCCUUUUAGCUGUAUUUUAUCACGGACAACAGCUGGAAUACACCGCGAGGUUGGACUUCCUGUGGCGAGUACAGGCAAAGGAGGAGAUCAAUGAAAUGCGGGAGCUGCGUGAGCAUAAUGAGAAUAUGCUGCGCAACAUUCUGCCCAGUCAUGUUGCCCGCCACUUUCUGGAGAAGGACAGAGACAAUGAGGAGUUGUAUUCCCAUUCCUAUGAUGCUGUCGGGGUGAUGUUUGCCUCUAUUCCUGGCUUUGCUGAUUUCUAUUCUCAGACUGAAAUGAACAAUCAAGGAGUUGAAUGCUUACGGCUGUUAAAUGAGAUCAUUGCUGACUUUGAUGAGCUGUUGGGAGAGGAACGUUUUCAAGACAUUGAGAAGAUUAAAACUAUUGGCAGUACAUACAUGGCUGUGUCUGGCUUGUCACCUGAAAAACAGCAAUGUGAAGACAAAUGGGGUCACCUGUGUGCUCUGGCCGACUUUGCCAUUGCUCUAAAUGAGAGCAUACAAGAGAUCAACAAACACUCUUUUAACAAUUUCCAACUCCGUAUUGGAAUGGCCCAUGGCUCUGUGGUAGCAGGUGUGAUUGGUGCUAAAAAGCCUCAGUAUGAUAUCUGGGGGAAAACAGUGAACCUGGCUAGCCGUAUGGACAGCACAGGUGUGAGUGGAAAAAUCCAGGUCCCUGAGGAGACGUACAGCAUCCUGACAGAGCGCGGCUUUGCUUUUGAAUACCGUGGUGAGAUCUAUGUGAAGGGCAUCAGCGAGCAGGAGGGCAAAAUCCGAACGCACUUCCUUCUAGGCCGUGUGCAACCCAACCCACUCAUCCUGCAGCCACGCAAGCUUACAGGCCAAUACUCGCUCGCCGCUGUGGUGCUUGGCCUUGUCCAGUCACUCAACCGCCAAAAGCAGAAGCAGAUCCUCAACGAGAACAACAACUCAGGCAUCAUGAAGGGCCACUAUAACCGCAGGACCCUGUUGGCACCCACAGGGCCUGAUGCCAGCCAUGCUGAGAUGGCCACAGACAAGAAUGAACUGGCGUAAAGACUACCACUUUAUUUAUUUUUUAAUGAGUAAAAACUAUGGAAAAAAAAUACUGAUC
This is a messenger RNA of Ictalurus furcatus (blue catfish), 3157 nucleotides long. It is a transcript of the gene adcy8, whose product is annotated as adenylate cyclase 8 (brain). Gene Ontology annotation, cellular component: plasma membrane. Gene Ontology annotation, biological process: cAMP biosynthetic process; intracellular signal transduction; adenylate cyclase-activating G protein-coupled receptor signaling pathway. The record is from RefSeq and is a predicted model, not a curated record. Lineage: Eukaryota; Metazoa; Chordata; Actinopteri; Siluriformes; Ictaluridae. The transcript has 16 exons. Bases 418 to 3099 code for a protein of 893 amino acids. Gene Ontology annotation, molecular function: adenylate cyclase activity.